Messenger RNA from Amyelois transitella, 1472 nucleotides. It is a transcript of the gene NGR-A34, whose product is annotated as red-sensitive opsin. Gene Ontology annotation, cellular component: plasma membrane. Bases 99 to 1289 code for a protein of 396 amino acids. The transcript is spliced from 7 exons. The record is from RefSeq and is a predicted model, not a curated record. Gene Ontology annotation, molecular function: G protein-coupled receptor activity. Lineage: Eukaryota; Metazoa; Arthropoda; Insecta; Lepidoptera; Pyralidae. Gene Ontology annotation, biological process: G protein-coupled receptor signaling pathway.
GUUAUCCCUCUAGAGUCUCAUUAUUUUUGGCUUAUCGAUGUUUUUAUUCAUCACACGAAUGGAGUCAGUUUUAGGCACAGAAUAGUAAAUGUGCCAAAAUGGAUGAAGAGGACUUGAUAAACAUCGACACAUCCGAAUACGAAUUCCCUAACAUACUAUGGCACGUAAAACCCGCCCAAGAGAUAGCCAUAAAAACCACGGCCAUGCUAGCCAUUGGAAUUACCGGUAUCUUCAUGAAUUCCAUUAUUAUCAUCGUGAUUAUCAGAAACAAAUGGUUGUGGAGUGCCAGCAAUUACCUCGUGGGUAAUCUGGCUUUGGUUGACCUGAUCACGUUGAUUUUCUGCCCGUGGUUCAUGCUGGUCAGAGAUUUCUACCAACAGUACGUGUUGAAGACUUUUGGGUGUCAAUUUGAGGGGUUUUUGCAAGCAACAUUACUUCUAGCAGGAGUUGGUGCUGUCAUGUUGGUAUCUUACGACAGGUUAGCGGCAGCCGCGCUGUCAGCCGACGCCAGGGUCACAAGAAAUGUGGCUCCAAAAGCCAUAUUUUGCACUUGGUUCAUCGCUAUUGUGUUAUCCUUGCCUUGGAUAUUAAGGAGAGAGUAUACGGAGCGGCAGUGGCUAGAUUAUCUUGAGACUUUUUGCGUAGAAGAUGUUGAAGUGCUCGGCAUAUAUUGGCAUUUCACUCUUACCCUACUCGUCUGGAUUCCCUUGGGAUUAAUGGUUGUGACUUACGGCACGAUAAUGUGGCGCUUGGAGUGCAGUGCUCGUGAACUCUCGACCCGUGGCAGUGGCCACGCUGUGACCAAGGCCAGGAGCCGCGCUCUGAGGAUCACGGCGUGCGUGCUGAUGACCGCCGUCGUCUGCAGGCUGCCGUACACUGUCCUCAUCUACUGGAGGAACAAUUUGAGCAAUGAUAUCAAUUCGGUCGAAGGCAGCUACGACAGCAUGUGGUUUGCCGCCAACUAUCUCAUGUACCUGAACUGCGCAGUCAACCCUCUGAUUUACGGUUUCACCAACACCAGACUGCGCAAGGCUAUGGACAGAACGCCGGGGGUGGCUUGUUUUAAAUUUGGAUCGUGGUGCUGCGUGUGUGCUAUGCUGCACAGAAAACAAGUAGUCGUCACAGAUAAACAUACAGAGAAGAUAUUCGUAAUUGAAAGCACGCCGCGCCCCAACAAGAAACUCACACAUGUCAUCAAAAAUAUUCUGCACAUCAACAAAGAAACAGUAGAUUUUAGCAUAAAGAAUGAUGAAAUUACCAUGAAACCUACCAGAGUUACACCAGUGUGAUUUGAAAGGAACGUUCACAAUUUAAUACAUAAGUUAGAAUGCAUGUCAUAUAAUGAUCUUAUGACAUGUAAAGUACGAGUAACAAGUUCAAAACUGCAAUAAGUUAUAAUUCUCUCUUACGUUUCCAUAUAACUUUAAUCCACUUUCUAUUGUAUUCAAUGUAUCUGCCCAUACGAAGAUAGU